AUGUCGUCGAACCCGCAGCACGUGGUGGACACGGAGGACGCAGCGGAGCUCAACCUGGGCGACGACUUCCGCAACGAGACGUGUCUGUCUAACGCCGAGGUGGCUGUUAUCCUUGAGAAGCAGAAGUCCGAUUACGAAACGCAGGAGAAGCAGCUCACCAAUGUGUUCCAGAAGACGUAUUCGUACGUACAGCGCUUCAGUGGUACCAAGGACCCUGUGGCCAACCAAGCUUCGGUCACCGAGCUCCGCGAAGCACUAAUGUCGCUGGCGUUCCAGCGCGAGGCGGACGGCGAAACCGUUGAGUACCGACUCGAGGAGUUUGAGAUUGCGUGUCUGUCUAAUCUGAACCCUGAAGAGGUGGAAGAGGCCGUAGCUCUCAUCCCCAGUCUUCACAAGCGCUUCGCCGAGGAUGAGAUUGAAGAAAUCCUGGGCAUUGUGUCUCGUACGGCGGCUCGCAUGUUCGGCUAA
This is a messenger RNA of Phytophthora nicotianae INRA-310, 468 nucleotides long. RefSeq lists its product as hypothetical. Gene Ontology annotation, cellular component: P-body; RNA polymerase II, core complex. Gene Ontology annotation, biological process: positive regulation of translational initiation; mRNA export from nucleus in response to heat stress; transcription initiation at RNA polymerase II promoter. Gene Ontology annotation, molecular function: translation initiation factor binding; nucleotide binding. The record is from RefSeq and is a predicted model, not a curated record. The coding region runs from base 1 to 468 and encodes 155 amino acids. The transcript has 3 exons. NCBI's taxonomy places the organism in Eukaryota, Oomycota, Peronosporomycetes, Peronosporales, Peronosporaceae.